This is a messenger RNA of Corticium candelabrum, 2310 nucleotides long. RefSeq lists its product as uncharacterized. Bases 175 to 2274 code for a protein of 699 amino acids. NCBI's taxonomy places the organism in Eukaryota, Metazoa, Porifera, Homoscleromorpha, Homosclerophorida, Plakinidae. The transcript has a single exon. The record is from RefSeq and is a predicted model, not a curated record.
GAAGUCCCACCUUCACUAGUUGUGGACUCUCAGGAGGUUAUUUCUGCAUUGGAAGCAUUUCCCAAUGGCUCAAGUCCCGGUUAUUCUCAUCUUCGAGCACAACACUUAAUUGAUGCUAUACGAGGUUGCAAUGUUCCAGAAGCGCAGUCCUGUUUAGAAAACCUAACACGAUUGAUGUGUCUCUUGUUGUCUGGAAAACUUGAUCGCAACAUUUCUCCCUUCCUGUCUGGUGCCCCUUUGACUGCUCUCCAAAAGAAGGCUGGCGGCAUUCGGCCCAUUGCUGUUGGGGAAGUGUUGCGUCGUUUGGCUAGCCGUCUUUGCUGUUCUGCUAUAAAACCUCGCUUACCGGACGUCUUCUUACCAUAUGGUCAGGUAGGUGUUGGAAUACGAGGAGGUUUAGAGGCAAGUGUUCAUUCUCUAAGGUCAUACAUUGAAGAGAACAGUGCUAGACAUGACCUGUGCUGUUUCAAACUGGACAUGAAGAAUGCGUUCAAUGAAUGCCAUCGCAAUUCAUUCCUGAAGAGACUUGGCAGUGAAUUUCCUGAAUUGGUAGCUUGGGUACAGUGGUGCUAUCACUGUGCUGCUGAGUUGCGCUUUGGCUAUCAUCACCUUACAUCUACAGCAGGAGUCCAACAAGGCGAUCCACUGGGACCACUGCUGUUCUCCUUAGUCGUCCUAGAACUAAUGGAUGAAGUUGGAGAAGUGCCUGGCUUAGACCUAAAUUUGUGGUACCUUGACGAUGGUACUUUUGCUGGCACACGGAAAUCUGUCUCAAAGUUAAUAAACUUCAUCAUAGAGAAAGGUCCUUCCCUGGGCCUUCAUGUCAAUUUAUCAAAGUGUGAAGUGUUUUGGCCUUCAGGAGAUCGAACACAUCCAGAAUUUCCACCAGAAGUACACCGGUUGUCAGAUGGAAUGGAAUUGCUUGGUUCUCCUGUGUUUGGUUCAUCGGAUUUCUUCACUAAUUGUUUCAAGAAGCGAGUCGAUCAAGUAGCAAAUACCCAAUCUCAUCUCUCUGAUCUUGAAAAUCCACAAGUGGAACUUCAGUUGUUGAGAAGUUGCCUGUCCAUAUGUAAAAUCAACCAUUUGCUACGAUCUGUGAGACCUGGGGUUGCUACGAGCACAUUGUCUAUUUUCGAUGAAGGGUUACGCCGAUCUCUCAGCCGUAUCACAAGAUCUUCAAUUUCUGACUUUGCAUGGUCACAAGCAGUAUUGCCAAUUGGAAAAGGAGGUAUGGGUAUCCGGGAGGCCUUAUCUACUUCACCUUCCGCUUUUCUUGGCAGCUGUAACUCAAAUCGAAAGUUAGUUAAUUGCUUACUGAAACGUAACCAUCCUUCUCUUCUCACUUUGAUCAAACCCUUGCCUGGAGAAGACGAAGCACGAGGAAUCGUGCAUAACCUACUUUCAAGAAAGGAUUCACCUUCAUUAGAUUUGGUGACAGCUACACAACAUCAGAUUCAAAUUCAACUAGAUGACAUCUCAUUUUCCAACCUACUCAAUUCAGUGAGUCUCAGAGAUAGGGCUCGCUUGAAGACAUUAUCAUCUCCUCAUACUGGUGCAUGGUUGCGGGCAACUCCAAACCGUAACUUAGGCCUCACCAUGUCACCCCAUGAGUUUGUUGUAGCAGCAAGAUACUGGUUGGGUCUACCUGUGUUUCCGUUCCCACCAAACAGCAUCAGAUGUAUAUGUGGUCAUCCACUUGACCCAUAUGGAGAUCAUCUUGUUGGGUGUGGUCAUGGUCCACAUCGUCUGAAUCGACAUAAUGCUUUAUGUGAGUCUAUUUGGCAAUCACUCCUCAUUGAUUCCAAACAAGUUGUGAAAGAACAGAGAAGCUCGGGUCAAUCCAAAUGCCGCCCAGGUGAUGUCUUCCAUCCGAAUUUCUUGAAUGGACGGCCUGGAUAUUUUGACAUCACUGUAAGAAACACGUUGCAACCAUCUUACAUUGCUCGAGUUGCUGAAACAUCAGGAGUUGUUGCAGAAGCAGCAGAAAUGGGCAAGGAUGAUCGUCACCAUGCAAGAGUAUCUUUGACUGGUGGUACAUUUUAUCCGUUGGUAGUUGAAACACUUGGCCUUUGGUCACCAGACAGUCUAGAGACUUUGAAGUCUAUAUCCUCAAAAGUAUGUGCUGUGUUAGCUGUUCCCUUCUGGAAGGCUUUAAAGAAUUUGCUAGAGCAGCUUUCUGUUAGAUUAUGGAUUUAUAACGCUAGAAUGAUAUCUAGCCGCAUACUUGCGGAAGUAGCUGAAGUCCUUAGUUGGGACUUCCCUGUAUGUGAGUAGGUGUGUAAGAAAUAAAUAAAUAUAUAUAUAUAAAAA